AUGUCCCUGGGAGUCACGCUACCAUGGAGAGCCCGAUCCCACUGCAUUGGCGUCUCUGGGAUCUCUCUGAUUCCCAGGGGCCCUCGAAGAUGGUCUCGGGCGUCUCCGGCUCAACUAUCGCUCUCUCGCUUUUGGAUACACUCAUCUUCCGAAGCCGCCAAGUGCAGUCCCCGAAAUGCCAUCGCACCACGACACAAAGCAAAUGCAGAGAGUCCAGCUGAGCCAGCGAGUCACGGCAAUCCCACAGUGGGGACAGGCGAGCAACCGGUGGUCGACGCUGGCAACCUCUCACCAGAAAGACGGACCAACCAGGUGAGAGGAGUCGAGGAUGUCGAUCGGGCUUUUGAGACACGAGAAAACGAACCACAGCCCUCGCCAGCUACAGCAGCAUCUACCUCCGCGGGCGAGAUGCGAAAGCCCCUAGUGGUCCGAAAAACCCGGCCUCUCAAUUCCUUUAACAAGGACUAUGGGAAGUUUGUCGUACGAACGAGCAAGCCCGAUAGAAGGGCCUCUCAGAAGAACAAGGAGAUGCCCAAAGAGACCGCCGUUACCCCCGAACAACGCGAUCCUGUGCUGGUUGCGCCAGCCAUACAAUACAAUGCCCCGCGCGAGACGCAGACGAGUUAUCAGCGAUCUUCGCAGGGCUCAUUCAGACAGCUGCGGCUCCAGGCUAUCCGAUAUAUCAAGCAGGAGCCCCUCACCAACUGGCGCGCAACUUUGGAAAUUAUGCGGCUGCGGACCCGGCCGCUCAAGAGCCCCUGGCAGACUCGUGCACGCAAGAUUUCAGUUGAUCCAGAACUUGGGAACAAGUUGUUAUACGAGGUUGACCACACCAUUUGGGAUAUACAAGAGCAGACGCGAUGCCAUAUCGAGCUUCUUUGGCCCGAAGACGCUAACGGCAGAGAGUCCAAUGAUGGGAUUCACUUGCUACUUUCGGGAGACGAGGAUGCUCUGGAGCAUGCAAGCGAAGAGAUCCUUCGGCUUGCCUCUCAAGGUGGCAGCAAUAUAAGCAUCGACGGAGUCAUCGACAGCACACUCUCGACUACCAAAACCGAAGAGUCGUCGUCGUGUACGAUAGAGAGGCUGUGGGAAAGUUCCGUGGAAAGCCAGCGUCCGGGCUAUGUGGGCCAUUAUACAUAUUACAGGCCGUAUCACAAGAUUUCGAAGCCGCUAAAGUGGACUCCUCAGACGUUCCUUGCCUAUAUCACUGCCAUCACGAACGUAAGACUCCCUGAGCGUUUCGUGUCAAGGUAUUACCGUUCAGGUACUGCGGCAAACGAGGCAGCAAUUUCCCUCCUCCAUGCUGCUUUUGAGGACAAAGCUACAAGCAAGGCACACUCGGUCCGCGCAUUCAAAAAGGCGCUGCAAUUCAUGGAGCUGCACGGUCAUUCUCAUCGCGACGACGCCCGCGAGUUUUUAAGGAAACGAACGGAAUCUGCCCUGCCAAUUGAUACUGGCACAUUCAACAUCGUUUUGAGCGGAAGCGUCAAGGUCAAAGACUUGUACAACUUUGACUCUGUCCUGAAGCUGAUGAUUCAUUAUGGUUGCCUACCGAAUGCACAAACUUGGUCAUUGUUCCUUGAACUCACGGAGUCCGAGCAAGUCCGCCGCCAUGCGAUCCACAUCAUGCAUAGACUUGGCCUGUUCACCGACCCCGUCGCCAUCCGACUCAUCGCGAAGACUCUCGUCGUACACGAGAUCCACCGCGUCCAGGAUAGCUGGCCCGGUAUUCGCGAGUUCAUCCGGAGCCAGAACGCCAAGUACGGCACAUCUUGGGUCUCGAGAGGUGCCAUGAACAAGAUGAUGAAUGAGCUCGGGCGCCUGGGUCACUUCGCCUGCUGUCAAGACUUACUCGAUAUCAUGGCCCAGUUGCCUUCGACAACCCCCACCUCUCUGACGAUCAACACAAUUCUGCAUCAUGCGCGAUCUCAACGCAACUUCACCAUCGCCCUAUUAGUUCUGCGCAGGGCGAAUGAGCUCAAGAUCGCGCUCAAUGAGCAAUCGUACCACGAGCUGUUCAGCUUAGCCUUCAGGCUCCGCAAACCAAACGCACUGGGUCUUAUCUGGCGCUACGCCUGUAUGGAAGGCAAGACCAGCUGGUAUAUGCGUCGUCGCGUUUCCGAUUUGAUGGAAGAGCGCCCAGAAGGGCAAACAACGACAGGCGGCAAGCGGACCGCGGAUGAUUUCCCGGCACUGCCUACUUUCCAUGAGGAGAAUAUGGCGCCGCGGCCCCUCAAGCACCUUGGCCCCUGGGUGGCUCGCCGUUUGUACUCUCGAUACAUAACGCAUCGUGCCGAGAAGCCCCUUCACGAGCUCCUGGAGUUGUCGCGCGAAAUUGACAACCGGAUCCACCAGGUAGUCAAGCAAGCCAAGCAGCAGAGUGACCGAGCGAUUAGGACUACUGUUCCAGGCAUGCGGAUAUACCUCCGCCAGAGGAUAUGGAUGCCUGACUUGAAGAUUUGGGGACCUAACCUUGAGUCCUUCAGACGUCCCUGCAUCGAAAUGACGGUUACGCAUCUGGCUCCAGAGUGUAGCCUACCGGCUGCAGACGACGGCGAGAAUGCGUCCCCUGACCGGAACCUCGAUGCCACGAAAGGGCCAGAUCUAGAAACCAUUCAUGGGCACUCCAAAUAA
Molecule: messenger RNA, 2634 nt
Organism: Colletotrichum higginsianum IMI 349063
Lineage: Eukaryota; Fungi; Ascomycota; Sordariomycetes; Glomerellales; Glomerellaceae
Product: pentatricopeptide repeat domain-containing protein
Exons: 1
Coding region: 1-2634 (877 amino acids)
Molecular function (GO): protein binding
Source: RefSeq, a predicted model, not a curated record